This is a messenger RNA of Drosophila kikkawai, 954 nucleotides long. RefSeq lists its product as uncharacterized. The record is from RefSeq and is a predicted model, not a curated record. Lineage: Eukaryota; Metazoa; Arthropoda; Insecta; Diptera; Drosophilidae.
AGAUUCAGUCUCGAGUGCGAUACUGGCCAGCGUGAACGUGUUUACUUGGGCCUUCAAUUGCAAAAGCAACUUUUUACGAUUAUGGCCAUUAUACGGCGGCUUCCCUGGCCGGAGCUGCUGUUUCUGUUUGUCGGUGUCUGGUUGUGUCUGGCAUUGGAACCAAAUGCUGCAGCUCGGUUGCCCAGCGAUCGCGUUGUCUUUCCCUCGGAGUCACAGCCCAAACUGGAGUCCCGUCUCAAGGAAAUCGAUCGGGAAAUGGCCGAAGUGUCACGUCUGACGAAUGUCAGUCUUCUCAUGGUGCCCCAGGAAGCCAAGAAAAGCAUGCCGAGAAUGGCCAGUACUAGUAUAGAUACCGGAAGUGAAAAGCCACCAGCAACCACAACCGGAAAAGGGAAAGAAGAGAUCAAAAAACCAGCUCCGGAGGGGAGUAAUCCUACUACACCGAGAAACCAAACCCGUCCUUCCAGCGAAUCCAAGGUGAUAACCUUUGGCAGCGAGCCGGAAUCAAAUAGCCAGCGUCCCUGGGACCAAACAGAGGUUCCUACGACCGUCAAGAUAAAGGUGGUGCUGGAGCCAAGGAUAACGCUGGAAACGACACGAAUUUGUCCGGAGGGCUUCACAUUGAGCGCCACCCAUUGUCGCAAGAAUGCCUAGUAAAAAAUGGUUUAUUAAAUAAAAUAAUUAUAAUUAUUAUAAUUUAUAAUUUUUGUUAUCAACUUCUUUUAAAAUUAGAGUUAAACAUGAUUUCCAAAGUCUGUAUUCUGUUAAAAUUAAAUUUUAUCAGGAUUCGCCAAAUUCGCAUUUAUAUAAGUAUUUGUGAAUAUUUUAUGUAUUUUUGAACUAUUAUUAAAUCGGUUUUGAUGCAUAUAUAAUUUUUGAAAAAAUGAGAUCAGUAUUCUGCUUAGUAUAAUACAAUUAAAUAAUAAACUUAAACGAAAUGAGUUGACAAACUAA